Molecule: messenger RNA, 2124 nt
Organism: Malassezia restricta
Lineage: Eukaryota; Fungi; Basidiomycota; Malasseziomycetes; Malasseziales; Malasseziaceae
Product: ATP-dependent RNA helicase DDX24/MAK5
Exons: 1
Coding region: 1-2124 (707 amino acids)
Cellular component (GO): nucleolus
Molecular function (GO): ATP binding; nucleic acid binding
Source: RefSeq, a predicted model, not a curated record
AUGCGUAAAGAAACGCGCCGGCAGCAGCGGCACAUGAAGACGCAUGGUCCAGCCGUGCGGCAGAGUGAUGUGCCGUGGGUAACAAUGCCGUAUACUUUUGCAUCAGAGAGUGUGAACGAGACGACAGAUGACGGUUUCGAGGGCCUCGAUAUGGCCGACGACGACUUUCUUGGACUGCAGACGGCCGAGGGCUUUGAUGUCGUGUAUGAGACGGAUGAGACGGGAAAUCGACGCGCUAAGAUUGUCAAGCUGAAUGAAACGAACAAGCGCAAACAGAAACAAAAAGAGGCACCAAUUAAACCGUACCCUGCCGAGCCUAUCAAGAAACGCAAAGUGGACGAUGAUGAGGAUGUGGGCGCGAUGCUCCAAGCAGCGCGCGAGCGUGGUAUUCUGGAGCAAGAUGACACGGGUGACGAUGGAAAGGAAGAUGCUGAUGCUUCCGCGCCCGGAUGGGCACCAUAUGCACUGCACCCUGUCCUGAAAAAAGCGAUGGUCGCGCUGGGCUUUAACACGCCGACAGAUGUGCAAGCAGCGACUUUACCGCCAUCUCUCGGCACCGACGCCAUGCCGCCUCGGGAUGUCGUUGGUGUGGCCCAGACUGGCAGCGGUAAGACAUUGGCCUACGCACUUCCGAUUCUGCAGUAUAUCCUGGAAAACACGGCGCACAGCCAAGACCCGGCGCGGUCAUUGGAGGCCCUUGUCCUGACGCCCACGCGUGAACUUGCACUGCAAGUGUGUUCGCACAUCCGUGCAGUGGUAGAGGCGGGCGGACGCUUUGCGAACGUUGCGGCCAUAUGCGGUGGCAUGUCGGUUCAGAAGCAGGAGCGGGUGUUGCUGCAGCAUGGCGGAGCCCAUAUUGUGGUGGCGACGCCUGGUCGGCUGUGGGACAUGAUCAAGCACGACGAUGCGCUUGCACUGCGUGUCCGGCGCACACGCUUUCUCGUUAUUGAUGAGGCGGACCGCAUGAUUGAGGCGGGGCAUUUUGCUGAGAUGGAUUUGCUGCUGCAGAUGGUGCGCCGCACGAAGGGCGCAGCAGCUGAUGCCAAUCCCGACAUGCAGACGUUUGUCUAUUCGGCGACGAUGUCCAAGGCUCUUCAGACAAAUCUAAAGCGGGCGUUGUGGCGCAAGAAGCAGCGACGCGAGGCCGAACCUUCCAACACACUAGAUGAUUUAUUGGCACGCGUUGAUUUCCGCGACGCUGAGCCAGUCGUGAUCGAGAUGGCGACGCAGCGCCAUGUAGCAGAUACGCUAUAUGAAGCCAAGAUGGAGUGCGUCGGACAGGAUAAGGACGCGUACUUGUACUAUAUCUUGCUGCGGUAUCCGGGACGCACUCUUGUGUUUGUGAAUGCGAUCGACGGUGUGCGUCGUCUUGUGCCGCUCUUGACGCUACUGGGCAUACCUGCAUACCCAUUACACGGACAGUUGCAACAGCAGCAGCGGCUCAAGAACUUGGACCGUUUCCGACGUGCGCCGCACGCGGCGCUACUGGCCACAGACGUCGCAGCACGUGGUAUCGAUAUUCAGGGCGUCGAUCAUGUGGUGCACUUUCAAGUGCCGCGCUCGGCAGACACGUAUGUCCACCGCGCUGGUCGUACGGCACGAGCUGGUCGAGAGGGUGUAUCGAUUGCCCUGAUUGAGCCCAGUGAGCUGCGGCUCUGGCGUGCCAUAUGGCAAGCCCUCGAACGGCAGGACACGGUGCCUACGAUGCCUGUCGAAUACACGUUCCUCACGCCGAUCCGCGAACGACUUGCCUUGGCGCGCGACAUCGAUGCGUUGUCGCAUGCUCAGACGAAAGAGUCGCAUGAUGACCACUGGCUGCGUUCCUUGGCGCGUGAAGCAGACGUGGAAUAUGAGAGCGACGAGGAACCGGACCCGGACGCCAAUGUAUCGCACCAUAGGCGCCACUCCUCGACAAAAGCGCGUGUCGCGCAGCUCAAGGCGCAGCUGGCACACAUGCUUUCACGCCCUCUUCAAGCACGUGGUAUGAGUCAAAAGUACCUGACGAGCACCACACGCCCUGGCUAUGUACAUGCGUUGCUAGAAGGACGGCAUGCGCCGCAUAUGCUGGGUAUGACACGGUCCAAGAUCCAUGAUGAUAUGAGCGCCAAGAAGCAACGUACAUAG